AUGCUAUUGCAUUCUUGGAAUUUCGCGCUCGUAUUUUACUGUACUUGCUUAUUACUUUCAUUUACUGCACACAAUGUUGUUCAAGCCGACUUGUUCCAUGUAGGAGAUAGAAAAGUUCGUGAAAUGGGAGAUCUCAAAUGGAAGAACGAUAUGAAGUCAUUUAAUAGCCUGAAUUCGGCGCGUGAAAAGUCAUUACUUGAUAUAGGAACAACCACCAUCGUAAAUGCUAAAGAAACAUUUUCAAGAAUUGACACAGACGAUCAAAGAUCUUUUGUUCUCAGUUUUUUAAUGAUAAUAGUAUCAGAAAUCGGCGACAAAACCUUUUUAAUUGCUGCGAUAAUGGCAAUGAAGCAUUCACGCCUAUUGGUGUUCUCGGCAGCAUUUUGUGCAUUGAUAGUGAUGUCGGUGCUUUCAGCGACUCUUGGACAUGUAGUACCAAAUUUGAUACCACAAAUUUAUACGAAUUACAUAGCGGCUGUACUGUUUCUUUUCUUCGGGAUUAAGAUGGUGUCUGAGGGAUGGAAUAUGUCGCCCGAAGAGGCAAAUCAGGAAUUGGAAGAGGUCACGGCAGAAUUAAAAGAAAAAGAGGAAGCGCAACUUAUGGCUGCUGUUGAAAAGGGUGGUGUGCCGGAUGUUAAGAGUAGUGGUGGAUUGGAGGGAUUACAGAAUUUAUGUCAGCUUCUUUUUUCGCCCGUUUUUGUGCAGACUUUUGUUCUUACUUUUCUUGGUGAAUGGGGAGAUCGAUCACAGAUUGCCACCAUUGCUUUAGCAGCUGCACAGAAUGUAUAUUUAGUGAUGUUUGGAACGAUAAUGGGACAUAGUAUGUGCACUGCUCUUGCGGUAAUUGGUGGUCGAAUGCUGGCGCAAAAAAUAUCAUUGAGAACAGGUAAACUAUAG
Ambispora gerdemannii is the source of this 897-nucleotide messenger RNA. Lineage: Eukaryota; Fungi; Glomeromycota; Glomeromycetes; Archaeosporales; Ambisporaceae. The record is from the annotation of a GenBank genome assembly.